Messenger RNA from Oryctolagus cuniculus (rabbit), 966 nucleotides. RefSeq names its product olfactory receptor 10T2-like. The record is from RefSeq and is a predicted model, not a curated record. Lineage: Eukaryota; Metazoa; Chordata; Mammalia; Lagomorpha; Leporidae. Gene Ontology annotation, molecular function: G protein-coupled receptor activity; olfactory receptor activity. Gene Ontology annotation, biological process: G protein-coupled receptor signaling pathway. Gene Ontology annotation, cellular component: membrane.
AUGCACAAUCACAGCACAGUGAGCACAUUCAUUCUGUGGGGAUUUUCCAGUUUCCCAGACCUGCAGAGGCUACUUUUUGUGGUGAUUUUCUUCUCCCAUGUGACCAUCCUGGCUGCAAAUGUGUCCAUCAUGUUGGCCAUCAAGCUCAGUCACAGCCUUCACACCCCCAUGUACUUUUUCCUCUUUGGCCUCUCUCUCUCAGAAACUUGCACCACUAUGGUGAUCAUCCCCCGCGUGUUAGUAGAUCUGCUAUCAGAGAGCAAGACCAUAUCUCUUCCUGAGUGUGCCACACAGAUGUUUUUCUUCUUUACCUUGGCGGGCAAUAACUGCUUCAUCUUGGCUGCUAUGUCCUAUGACCGUUACACAGCCAUCCACAGUCCACUGUAUUAUCCCAUCCUGAUGACUCAUAAGGUGUGUUUUCUACUCAUGAUGGCCUCUUGUAUUGUUGGGAUCCUAAUUUCUGUGAGCUUCACCACCAUUGUAUUCAGCUUGUCCUACUGUGAUUCCAACAUUGUCCAGCAUUUCUUCUGUGACAUUGCACCUGUGGUUCACCUUGCUUGUGAUUACACUUCCUAUCAUGAAAUAGCUAUAUUUGUGCUCUCUGCCUUUGUAUUGUUAGGCAGUUUUGUUUUAAUUAUGGUUUCCUAUGUCUUCAUAAUUACUGUAAUUAUGAAGAUGCCCUCUACAGAAGGAAGGUAUAAGGCCUUCUCGACCUAUUCCUCCCACUUCACUGUGGUGUCCAUACACUAUGGAUUUGCUUGCUUUGGCUAUCUGAAGCACAAAGGCAGUGACACAUUCCGUGAAGACAUGCUGAUGGCUGUGACAUACACGAUGCUAACACCACUGCUUAAUCCUGUUGUUUAUACCCUUAGAAACAAAGAAAUGCGAACAGCCCUAAGGAAAGUUCUAGCCAAUGGCAAUAGAUUUUUCCUUCAGGUGGCAAAUAAAAGAGAUCAGAAUAUUUAA